This is a messenger RNA of Cryptococcus deneoformans JEC21, 1933 nucleotides long. Its product is annotated as expressed protein. Bases 66 to 1100 code for a protein of 344 amino acids. The record is from RefSeq and is a predicted model, not a curated record. The transcript has 3 exons. NCBI's taxonomy places the organism in Eukaryota, Fungi, Basidiomycota, Tremellomycetes, Tremellales, Cryptococcaceae.
CGAUCCUUCUUGCCAGAUUGUACAUCUAUACUCCUCCACUUCAUCACCCUCUUAGAUCGCCGGAGAUGACCCUAAUAACCACAUCUCUGACGACGUCACCCAUCAUGACUCACCCCGAUGUCCUCCCUGUCAUCCUUUCAUUCGCCGACAGGCAAACCCUCUCUCGUUGUAUGCAAGUCAGCUGGAAGUUCUUCAACUUCGCCUCCCCUUAUUUAUACUCAAACAUCCGACUUAUCCCAAACGAAGCUGACGCUUUCCUCUACGGCGCGAGCUUCGGACCGAUAAUCAUGGAAGAUGGUUCAGAACGUGAUCUGAAGCGUGAGCUUCUGGCUAUGGUCAAGGUCCUCAACAUUGAGAAACAUCAGGGAUGCAACGGUUUCCUAGCGACCGCUUGCUCUCGGUGGAGGGGACUAGGGAUAGAGUUUCCUUCACUCAACGUCCUAAGAGUAUGGAUGGGUCCCAACAUGUUCGAAGGCGGCUGGUUCAACUGCCCGUGGAUACCCAAUAUGUCGCCCCAAAAACUCGUCAUGCGAAAUGUCACCGCUAUCUCUGCCGGCAAUUCGUAUACCUUUGCCCCCCGAGACUUGUUACGCAAAGUGCAAAAGGUUGUAGUGGUAGUACCCAAACUCCGGAAUUUAUCAGAGAUCAACCAGGAUGCUCUUAGAUCCCAUCGGCGUACUUCAGAGUCUCCGAUCGAACCUGGGACAGAGACCGUCAUUGUCUUCUGGACAGAAGGUCCAGAUUCAGGUUGGUGGGCGGAGGCACCUCUUGCGGAUUACGACAAUAUCAUCGACCAGCUAGUCAUGUGUUCUCUUGCCGAAGCAGAUAGGUUGACAAUCUGCAAUGCUGGGUCAAUAUACCCUGUAGUAUCUGAAAACGGAGACUGUGUUGCCUAUGUUAGCUAUCAGGAAAGAGAAGGGGAGGUGGCAGCGGCGGUGAAGCGCAAGAUUGAGCAAAUCUCGCGGAGGCGAGGAGAACUGGCCAGACUGGGCAAGCGAUUGGAAAGCCUAAGGUUCAUGUCGUUUGGAGAAUACUUGGGAAAAGAGGACUGGAAAGGGGAGUUCGAUCCGGAGGAGAUGGCUCCAUGGGUAUUAUCGUAAACAGCAAUACUUGCCCCCUUAUCACCGUCCAACGUCAUCCCUCGAAUUUCACAGUCGCGGGCCUGGGCUAUUAGUCAACAAUCAUCUGUCUAACCAUCCACCUCUUCGACUCAUCUCAACUGCAUAUAUCAUGAACAACCGAAUCAGUUGGUGUGUGUUUAAGGGAUCAGAAUUUGGAGGCAGUGCAACCUACAUUGUGCGUCAGACCUGGAUAACAACCCACAUGUAAAGAUGAUGUAGAUGCCACGACUCUUUGGUCAUCUGCUUCUCUAGGAGAAUGUGACGUUAUAUCUAGAGCUGGCAAGUCGGGGUUGGAAGGUCUCGAGCAUCUUGGGCGGAGAAUAAAGAGUGUGGAUCACAAGAAGUCUCCUUGAGUCCGCCAUACCUUUUGCUUGUUGCAAAAUGUCAGUUCCGUCAUAACCCAUUUACGUUUCCUCUCAACAAAUAGUCGCCUGAAUUGUCCUGAUCUUCCUCAGCUUCUCGAAGGUACCAUCUUUGACAAGUAUGAGUAGUGAGACAGUGACAGAAAAAAAUGGCUGGAUUGAGGCGCAUAAUUCAUUGAUGAUGAAGGUCUCUUUUGAGGCACUCCUUCAUUUGCUCGGAACUUCAGUCUCUAGUUGCACCUUAACGCAUGAGUCCCUCUUUUCAGCUUUGGGUUGGGGUUUCUCCCGCUGCUUGUGCUAGGACCUAUGGUGCGAAACUGUGACAGUUAUCGGCCAGUAUUCAACAUGUUUGUCACAGGAUGGGGUGUGUAGGCUGUUUCAAAAGAUAAACUCCAGAUGUCUGGUUCAAGAUGGAGGACCGGGUGAAGACACUAAGAAUGAAUUGAUUAG